CGGCUGCCGGCAAAAAAAACAAACUCCUCAGAGUCGACAGUCAUCAUGAAGCGGAAUUAUGCUUCAGGAAGCCAGAAAAGAAAGAAGAGAAAGGAAGAGGAGGAUAAGAAAAAACAAGAUAGUGGUGCUUUGCUUAAAUUUCUCAGCCCUCAGGCUCUUCCUAAGGAUACCUCCACUGAUGAAGCUACACCAUCAACGUCAUCCUCAACAUCAACAGAUGCAUCACUUCUCAGUGCUGAUGUCUCCUCUAUAGCACAAGCUACACCGUCAAUAGCAUCUCAUACAGUGGAAGCCACUGCAUCCAGAACAGAAAUUGAGUCUGCACCACUUCGCAACACUGAGGUUACCUCUACAGCUCAAGAUACCACAAGCACUGUAAUUGUAGCUGAUGACCCUGCGCAGUGGCCAGCAGUCCUGACUGAUAGUGUGCGCUGUCAAAUUGUUAAAAAAGGACCAGUGCAAGUCAAAAACAUUGUAUUCCCCCAAAAUUCUGAGAGUCCACCUCGAAGAUUCACAAAUUAG
Bufo gargarizans (Asiatic toad) is the source of this 522-nucleotide messenger RNA. Its product is annotated as zinc finger MYM-type protein 5-like. Bases 46 to 522 code for a protein of 158 amino acids. The record is from RefSeq and is a predicted model, not a curated record. The transcript has 4 exons. Lineage: Eukaryota; Metazoa; Chordata; Amphibia; Anura; Bufonidae.